UGCCACUGCUAAGUUAUGUUAUUUAAUUUGAUAACAGAGCACAGACAUGUUGGGUCCACAAACUUCAACCUACUCAGCAGCAGGAGCCAUACAAUAUUUUCCCUGACUGUAGAGAGUAGUCCAUGUGGUGAAAAUAGUGAAGGAGAAGCAGUAGCACUGUCUCAAUUGAACCUCAUCGAUCUGGCAGGUUCUGAGAGCUCAAGGGCUGAAACAACUGGCAUGAGAAGGAGAGAAGGAUCUUACAUCAAUAAAAGUCUUCUAACUCUCGGAACUGUUAUUUCAAAAUUGACUGAAGGCAGAGCUAGUCAUAUACCUUACAGGGACUCCAAAUUAACUAGACUACUUCAGUCUUCUCUCAGUGGUCAUGGACGUAUAUCUCUCAUUUGCACGGUAACACCUUCAUCAAGUAAUGCUGAAGAGACACAUAAUACUUUGAAGUUUGCUCACCGGGCAAAGCACGUUGAAAUACAAGCAGCUCAAAAUACGAUAAUUGAUGAAAAGUCACUUAUCAAGAAAUACCAGCAUGAAAUUCAGCGCUUAAAGGAAGAAUUGGAGCAAAUGAAGCGGGGUGUUGUCUCUAUUCAGCCGAAAGAAACUGGUGAAGUUGACUUUGUGCUCCUAAAACAAAAGCUAGAAGAUGGUCAUGUCAAGUUGCAAUCAAGAUUGGAGGAAGAAGAGGAUGCUAAAGCUGCUUUAUUAGGAAGAAUUCAACGCUUGACUAAGUUAAUUUUGGUCUCCACUAAACCAUCACACUCAACUAGAUUUUCUAACCGUCCUGGUCCUCGUAGAAGACAUUCUUUUGGGGAAGAAGAGUUGGCAUACCUUCCAUACAAAAGAAGGGAUUUAAUCUCAGACGACGAGAACACUGAUCUGCAUGUUAAUUUAGAGGGGAAUGUGGAAACAGCUGAUGAUUCUUAUAAGGAGGAGAAAAAGACAAAGAAACAUGGGUUACUAAAUUGGUUGAAGAUGCGGAAACGAGAUACUGGGUUAAGUGCCUUUUCAGGCACCAGUGAUAAAUCAUGUGGAACAAAAUCUGUUAGCACACCUUCUACUCCUCUUGCAGAGUCCAGACAUUCCCAUUCUCUACCUGCACAAAGCUCUCCGGCAGAUUUUGUAUCAUCAACAAGAGAGGACAAAGAAAUUCACGAGGAUAGAGUAUUGGGACAAGAGACACCUUUGAUAAGCGUUAAAUCAAUUGAUGAGAUUGAUCUAUUGAGGGAGCAACAAAAGAUUCUGUCAGAAGAAGUAGCUCUUCAUUCAAGUACUUUGAAGAGAUUGUCUCAGGAAGCUGCAAGAAACCCUCAAAUGGAUCAGAUUCAUGUGGAGAUGGAAAGGUUAAAAGAUGAAAUUAGGGCUAAGAAGGAACAAAUAAAUUUUCUGCAAAAGCAAAUUGCUGAUUCUAUCAUUGCCUCAGAUAAGUUGGAUGAAUCAGGGAAUCUCACCGAGCUAAUGACACAAUUAAACGAAAAAUCCUUUGAACUGGAGGUCAAAACAGCAGAUAACCAUAUAAUCCAAGAACAGCUUAAUCAGAAGAUCCGUGAAUGCGAAAGCCUUGAAGAAACAGUUGGCUCUCUGAAACAGCAGCUUGCAGAUGCACUGGAGUUGAGAAACUUAAGGCCUAUAUCCAAUCAAUCUCAACAUUGCUCUGUAACCAAAGGCUACCAUGAUGAACCUUACCUUGAAAAGGAAACUGCCACGAUAAACAAUUCUAACGAAAAAAUUCUUUUGCAACGGCAGGCAAGCGAGAUAGAAGAGCUAAAGCAGAAGUUGGCGGAACUAGGAGAAUCAAAAGAACAGCUAGAACUUCGGAAUCAUAAACUGGCAGAAGAGAGUUCAUAUGCUAAAGACCUAGCUUCUGCUGCUGCCGUUGAGCUUAAGGCGUUGUCAGAAGAAGUUGCGAAACUAAUGAACCAGAAUGAGAGAUUAUUGGCUGAGCAGGCUGUAUUGAAGAACUCUCCUGGCCAACGUAGAAAUAGUGGAACUGGAACAGUCCGAAGUGGAAAAAGAGAAAGUCAUGUUAGAAGAAAUGAUCAGGGUGGAUUAAACUCUGAUAUAAAGAGAGAACUGGCCUUGAGUAAAGAAAGGGAACUUUCAUACGAAGCUGCUCUUUUAGACAGGGAUCACAAAGAAGCCGAGCUUCAAAGGACGAUUGAAGAAUCAAAGCAAAGAGAAGCAUACCUGGAAAAUGAACUUGCCAACAUGUGGGUUCUUGUAGCUAAGCUAAAAAAGUCACAGGGAGCUGAAACCGAUGUUUGACAUUUCAUAUGAUCCUGUGUUAGUGAGUUUGAGUUACUAUCCAUUACGACAAUUGGAGAGGAUUGGAGAGAGAGAGAGAGAGAGAGAGAGAGAGAGAGAGAGAGAGGGGUGUGCAAUGAUUGGGAUCAGGAAAGUCUGGUUUUUGGCAUUCGUCCAUGAAAAGGGGUUUCCAACCCAGUUUGUGUAUACGAAUGAUGAUUGCUUCCCACCUAGCUAUCUUAGUGAUUUUCCCCCUUAAAA
Messenger RNA from Vigna umbellata (rice bean), 2496 nucleotides. The record is from RefSeq and is a predicted model, not a curated record. NCBI's taxonomy places the organism in Eukaryota, Viridiplantae, Streptophyta, Magnoliopsida, Fabales, Fabaceae.